UGAACUGGGGGGAAAAGAUGGAACAAAUCUUCCCCCGCGAGGGAACGAACAAAAGCCAGGGUUUUCAACUUUUCACUCCUGGUUCUCUCGCUCUUCUCUCUUUCACUCUCCGUUUUGGCCUUUGGGGUUCUGGCGGAAAUGGUAAACUCGUCGAAGGACGACUCGGCCACCGACGGUGACACCUCUAGCGGCGGUACUCCUCCCUCCAAUUCCAGCGUCUACUCCGAGGGCGAGAAGGUCCUCGCCUAUCACGGCCCUCGCAUCUACGAAGCCAAGGUCCAAAAAGCUGAACGUAGGAAGAAGGAAUGGAGAUACUUUGUUCACUAUCUUGGUUGGAACAAAAAUUGGGACGAGUGGGUGGGUGUGGACCGUCUGAUGAAACAUACUGAAGAGAAUGUCAUGAAGCAGCAGGCCCUUGACAAAAAACAGGGUGUAGACAAGAAUCCAAAGUCAGGACGUUCAGCUCAAACAAAGCCAAAAAGCUCUGCGGAUGCAAAACUUGAUAAAGAAGACCUGAAGAACAAUGUGUCAAAGGGGAAGAAGCGAAAGAGUGACUCAGGUGCUGAGAAGGACAAUGUAUCUCUAGAAAAGCUUGUUAGGAUACAAAUUCCAUCUACACUAAGGAAGCAACUGGUUGAUGAUUGGGAGUUUGUUACUCAGCAGGACAAGCUUGUUAAACUUCCACGUUCACCAACUGUUGAUGAUAUUUUGACAAAGUACCUUGAAUACAGGUCAAAGAAGGAUGGCAUGAUGACUGAUUCAAUAGGAGAGAUCUUGAAAGGUAUUAGAUGCUACUUUGACAAAGCAUUGUCAGUGAUGCUCUUAUACAAGAAGGAACGCAAACAAUAUCAUGAAGCAGUUGUGGAUAAUGUCUCUCCAUCAACCAUAUAUGGUGCUGAGCAUCUUUUACGGCUCUUUGUUAAGUUGCCUGAGCUUUUGGCAUAUGUGAAUAUUGAAGAGGAAACGCUGACACGCUUGCAGCAGAAAUUACUUGAUUUUCUCAAGUUUCUGCAGAAAAAUCAUAGUACUUUCUUCCUUUCUGCUUAUGAUGGCUCGAAAGUUUCUGAAGGAAAAGGCAAGGGAAAAGAUGAGUGAGCACUCUGCUUGCCUUGUCCUCUCUCACACUUAACAAUCCAUCCAGGGACAGAACAUCUAAUUGUUGUUGUAGCAGUAGCAUUUGUAAUUCAUUCUUUGUAUCUGAAAUUCUUCUUUAUCUUAAUUUGACAUUCUUCCGGGACUUUCUUGUUCCAUGAGUGCUUCCUGUUGCAGUACCCCAGUUUGACGUUUUGUAACUCUUUUCAAGUAAUUGUUGUAGUGUGAUCUGCAUAUUAAGAAACCAAA
Messenger RNA from Juglans microcarpa x Juglans regia, 1341 nucleotides. Its product is annotated as protein MRG1. The transcript is spliced from 11 exons. The coding region runs from base 139 to 1095 and encodes 318 amino acids. Gene Ontology annotation, cellular component: nucleus; histone acetyltransferase complex. NCBI's taxonomy places the organism in Eukaryota, Viridiplantae, Streptophyta, Magnoliopsida, Fagales, Juglandaceae. Gene Ontology annotation, biological process: chromatin organization; regulation of DNA-templated transcription. The record is from RefSeq and is a predicted model, not a curated record.